Molecule: messenger RNA, 782 nt
Organism: Prorocentrum cordatum
Lineage: Eukaryota; Dinophyceae; Prorocentrales; Prorocentraceae
Source: the annotation of a GenBank genome assembly
AUGCUCGAGUGGCUCCGCGGCUUCCCCCAGCAGGAGGCCGAGCUCCCCGAGGAGGACACAGUGGUCAUCUGGGCGGCGAUCGUGACGGCGUUCUUCUUCCUCCUGCGGGCCUCAGAGUACCUCCUCCAGGGCGGGCGCUCGUGGUCCUUCGAGCGCGCGCUGCGCGGGGAGGACAUAGAGCCCAGAAAGGCAGGCAAACGCGUGCCCAGCUUCCAGGACGCCGACGAGAUGGUGAUCUACAUCAAGGGCAGCAAGACGGACCAGCUCAACGUCGGGACGGUGAGGAACCACUACCGCGCUGGCACGACGCUCUGCCCGAUCGCGGCGAUGGGGCGGCUCCAGGCUCACCAUCCCCAGCGGAUAAAGGGCACCGAAGAACGGCUGCCCAUUUUCCGCUGGGCGUCAGGUACCCCGAUUCGCAGGGCCGAGGUGCAGCACUUCCUGACGGUCGCGGGGCUGGCCGCCGGGCUCUCCAGGGAGGAGAUCGGCAGCCGCUCCUUGAGGAUCGGCGGAACGACCGCGAUGUACCACGUGACCGAAGACCUCUCCCGGGUGCGCCGGUUCGGGCGCUGGCAGUCAGACGCGUGCCGCGGCUACCUGUGGGAGUCGCGCGAGCCGAUGAAGGAAGGGCGUGAGAGCCCGGUGCAGGCGCACCUGGCGCGCGCCCAGCCCAAGCCGCCGGCUUGGCCGCAGCGCGCUUGGAUGCUGCAACUCAACGCCCGCGCCGCCGGCAUACCAGCCGCGCGUCCGCAGGACAUCCCCAGCCCGUGCCUCCAGCACUG